Molecule: messenger RNA, 5917 nt
Organism: Carassius gibelio (silver crucian carp)
Lineage: Eukaryota; Metazoa; Chordata; Actinopteri; Cypriniformes; Cyprinidae
Product: caskin-2-like
Exons: 22
Coding region: 416-4339 (1307 amino acids)
Molecular function (GO): protein binding
Source: RefSeq, a predicted model, not a curated record
CGCGCGCGCUCACGCACCGGCCACUUGUGUUGUCAAACACGUUCAGUAAUGGCAUUGCUCUUUUGCGAUUUCCUGAACAGAAUACGAAAACUUAAACGGGAUUAUGCUUCUUGAACUUCGUCUAUUUCGUGGAAUAAGUGGUUUUAAGCGCUUAUAUCGACCGGGCUACGCAUUGGUUUCCCUGUGAUGUUUCUGGCUGUAAGGAUGGCUUACAUUCAGUAUAUUCCCGCUGCUCAGAAACAUUCAUCUACUUUAUGUAGCAUAGGACCUUAAAAGCAACCCGAAUUUUUUUUUUUUAAAUAAAGAUCAUAUGUGUAAAAAACGAUAAGGUAAACCAAAAGCCAAGUCCAAAGUUUCACGACCAGAGAAGAUCAUGACAUUGUAAAUCCACUUUUCUGGAAGCUGGACAAGAGCCAUGGGCAAGGAGCAGGACCUUCUUCUGGCUGUGAAGAAUGGAGACCUUCCUUCAGCUCAUAAACUUCUGGCCAAGAUCAAGACCAACAGAAAUAAGUUGCUGGGCUCCACAAAGAGGCUGAAUGUGAACUACCAAGACCAAGAUGGUUUUUCAGCACUUCAUCAUGCGGCUCUCACUGGCACAACUGACCUCUUGUCUCUGCUGUUGGAGGCACAGGCCACCGUGGACAUCAAAGACAGUAAUGGUAUGCGUCCAUUGCACUAUGCUGCCUGGCAGGGGAAGGCUGACUCUGUACUUAUGCUGCUGAGAGCCGGAGCUUUUGUGAAUGGGGCUUCACAUGAUGGACAGAUCCCUCUCCACCUGGCUGCACAGUACGGACACUAUGAAGUGUCUGAAAUGCUACUACAACACCAGUCCAACCCCUGUGCCGUCAACAAGGCAAAGAAGACCCCCCUGGACCUGGCCUGUGAGUUUGGUAGACUCAAGGUGACCCAGCUGUUGUUGAGCAGUAACAUGGUGGUAGCUCUCUUAGAGGGGAACGGCAGAGAUAACACCCCCCUGCAUCUUGCUGCUCGCAAUGGUCAUAAGGACAUCAUCAGACUGCUGCUGAAAGCUGGGAUUGACAUCAACAGAACCACUAAAUCUGGAACGGCUCUGCACGAGGCUGCCCUCUACGGGAAAACGGAAGUAGUAAACUUAUUGCUUGAUGCUGGGAUUGAUGUGAACAUCCGCAACACCUACAAUCAAACAGCCUUGGACAUUGUGAACCAGUUCACCACCUCACAUGCCAGCAAAGAAAUCAAACAACUCCUUAGAGAGGCCAGUGGAGCAUUACAGGUGAGAGCUUUAAAGGACUACUGGAAUCUCCAUGACCCCACUGCACUCAACAUCCGGGCAGGAGAUAUAAUCAUGGUCUUAGAACAGCACAUGGAUGGACGUUGGAAAGGACACAUCCAUGACAGUCAGAGAGGCACUGACCGUGUGGGAUUCUUCCCUCCAUCCAUUGUGGAAGUCAUUAGUCGUAGAUCAGGGGGCGUUCUCUCCCGACAGGCCUCACUGCCUAUCCAGAGACAUCCCAUUCUGUCCAGAGCGCUGCCCUCACAAAGUUCUCCUCACACCUCUCACACUGACGACUCCUACACCUUAUACUCAUCCACCCGUCCUGUACUGUCUCACCACAAUGGGCUGGAGCAGCACCCAGGUGCCAUCCCCGACAGUCCCAGUGCCCUGUGUAAGCCAGCUAGUCCCAAAGAGCCAGAGGAUAUUUGGGUCCUCAGGACCUCUGUUAAUGCAGGUGACCGGAACAGUGUGGGCAGUGCAGGCAGCAUGGGCAGCAGUCGCAGUGCCGGCAGUGGACAGAGCACUGAAGGAAAUAAUGGACCCAGUCGGUUACCUUCUUCUGUCCAGGACCCCACCAAGCUGCCUCCCUCUGCUGGAGAACUGGUGGAACAGUGCAGUCAUGCCCCGGCCCCCGCAAAACACACGGACCCUCAUUCAGGUUCUCUUGGAUGGAGGAUUCCACUGAGCGGCUCCAGACCUGGAGAACAUCAUGUCAUACACCCACAGCAACUUCUAGAUGGCAAGGAUGCUGAGGCUAUUUACCAGUGGCUCUGUGAGUUUCAGCUUGAGCAGUACACAUCUAAUUUCCUCACAGCUGGCUACGAUGUGCCCACAAUCAGCAGAAUGACCCCUGAGGAUCUCACCGCUAUUGGCGUUACAAAGCCUGGCCACCGCAAGAAGAUCUCCAUGGAGAUCGGCAACAUGAAUAUCCCAGAAUGGUUGCCGGAUUACAUUCCAUCUGAUAUUGGGAAGUGGCUCAGUGCUAUUGGGCUGCCACAAUACCAAAAAAAGCUAGCAGAGAAUGGAUAUGACUCCAUCAGCAUAGUGCAGGAAAUCACAUGGGAGGAUCUGCAGGAAAUUGGCAUCACUAAACUGGGCCAUCAGAAAAAGCUGAUGCUUGCUGUUAAGAAGCUCAGUGACGUCCAGAAGGCUCGUAAGAACCAGGCUGAAGGGCAGGCAUUGCUACAGCGCAGGAGACUUCCUCCCGCCCUCGAGCUGGUGGCCAUCGAGCAUCACGACAGCUCUGAAUGCCCCUCAUCACCUCUAUCUCCAAAGAUGCUCACAUUCCAGGACAGUGAGCUGAGCAUUGAGCUACAGAACGCCAUGGCGAGCAGUGGAUACGGUGGAGGCCAAGAUGGUCUCAGUAACAUGAGUGGAACAGCCAUGCGUCUUAGUCAAGAAAGCAUUGGUACACGGUCAGGAGGGUCGGGACGGUCGCAAGAACGUCCAAUGGCAUCGGUAUCCCCCAACAGCUGCUCACAAGAGAGCCUAGGCAGCAUGGACAACAGUCCCAACAAGGAACAAUAUGCCAUUAUGCAAUCUCAGGAUAGAAGCCAAAUAUCACCUGUCAAAAUGGCACCAGUGUUGCCACUACAACCUCAUCAGCCCUCAUCUGGCAGUCCAGCAAGAACACCACCCAUAACCACUAGUAAAAUAGCACGUUUUGCAUAUCCCCCCAUCCUCGCCAAACCGAGACCGGUGGUUUCUCCCUCUCAGCCCCAUCCUGGAUCACCUCUUCAGAGGGGCUUUAGCUACCUCCCUCAUCAAAACUGCAACACCAACAUGGGAAGCCCAAGUCUAGUCAGAGCCAUGCAGCCAAACGGGGACACAUUGCGAUCCAAAAAACGCGCACAGAGUCUUUCACGCUAUGCCAUGUCGGAUGGAGAGAACGAAAAAGAUGACAUCUCCACUCCUACGACAACUUCCACCAAUGUGGCAUCUUAUGCCACGCUUACUCGCAAACCAGGCCGCAGCCAACCAUCUUACAGUUCCAGUGAGCAUCAAGUGGGCCGCAGUCAUUCCUUCGCCAUACGUGGCAGAAGGAAAGGUCCUCCUCCUCCCCCUCCAAAGCGACUAAGCUCUGCCCAGAGUGGGGUAACUACAAGUGGGGUUGAUUCAGAGAGCGCAGGAAGCGUCAGAAGCAUUGCAUCCAGGCUGGAGAACAAUACAGGAAGCCCCAACAAGAAAUGUAACAGCCCUGUUUCUAAAGCCAUGUCCCCAGCCAUCUCACCAAAAAAUAUGGAAAACCAUAGGAGGACUACUAGUGAAUCUUCUGUGUAUAAAACGAAGCAUGGUGGAGAGAAUCCUGCUGGUGAAAACAUCAGCCCUUUGAGGAACCAACGAAGUUCAACAUCCUCACAGGAGAGCAUACCUUUCGCAGAAGAGGGCAAAGUUACAAUCAAACAAAAGACCAAAAUAGCAUCCCCUAAGAUAGAGUCUGAGGCUGGUGUUGAUAUUUUGAAGCUGGGGCAAUCUAUCAAAUCAUCCCUAGAGGUGCAUGAGUUUAACUUAAAGGAAUCAGACACAGUCAAAAGGAGACAGAAGCCAAAAGAAUUGCAGAUGAAAGGUCAGGGCACCAGCAUGGAAAUAGGAAAUGAGAAGGCCACAGAGACAGAGAUCAUAUCGCAGUGCAUGCAGAAUGGUGGAUUGAUAAAAAAUCCUUAUAAAUCAGUCCUCUCUCCGAAACCAGGAUCUCCACAUAAACCUCCCACCCCUUCUAAGCCCACACGCCAUUCUUCUGCAGCAAACUCAGGACGGACAGUCAGUGUCGUACAGAGCUUGGCCUUUGCCGUCACACCUCCAUGUAGCCCUCUGGCUCGCUGUCCACCAAACAAAACACCUCAAGGUCAGUCUGUGCUAACAGGAAAGUCUGCGACGGAAGGCCAUAACGUGCUGGUCCACAAACGACUUGAGCAAACCAGCACCUCUCUCGAGGCGGCACUAAAAGUUGUGGAAAAGAAGUUGGCUCAGGAAGAUCCAGCAGACAGGGGCAUUAACACAGUGAAGUCAGCUGGGAACAUUCUUGAUGAUAUUGGGAACAUGUUCGAUGAUCUUGCUGACCAGCUGGAAGCCAUGUUGGAUUGACCUACUGUAAUUCCUUAAGGUAUAACCUUUGAGUUGGGCCUUCACACGGGAGCUUCUGGAUGUUUUUAGACGUGCAAUGUCUAUCUUUUCAGACUUUGUUUACGCACUUUAGUGGUCCUGCUUACAAGUAUUGGUUUUUAACAGUUGAAUUAAAUAAGCUAAUUUAAGAUACCAGUAGUAACAGACUGUUGGCUGGAUCGUGCUUCAAUUUCUAAAAGAUCCUGAACUGUUCCUUUCUGCAUCUUUGUCUCACUGGGACAGAAAGUAUCUGCAGUGAAGAUUGCAAAAUGUCAGCACUUACUGUUCAGAUCUACUGCUCUUAAGCUCUUUUAAAAGAGACGCUUUAAUUUCCUGUUGUGCUCAGCUCAAGACUCACAGUUGGCCUCUAGAGAAUGGAUAUACUGUGUAAAAUCUAAGUGAGAUACAACCUACUUCAAGUGCUCUGAGAUUCAUCACUCUUCUGUUUUGUUUUCUGUAGACUGAAAGAUCCUUUAUUCUCUGUUCAAAAGCAAUAAUACAGCUAAUCAAAAACAUAACCAAGAAAAUGCUUGAUUUAUUAAUAACCCAAACCAAAUGGACCAAGUAUGUUUGACUGUACUGUAACUUUAACUAUCAAAAAAGGUCCAAGUCCUUGCUAAAGAUUCUGUUUUAAGUAUAUUUUUAGUUUCACUGUACAUUGUAUGUUCCAAUGUGCAUAAGAAUUCAACUAGAGCUCAACAUGUUAAGAAAAUGACUUUUCUUAGCAAACUAAUAGUAUAUUUUGACAACCAAAGUUUUGGGGAAAGAGAAUCAUUUAAUGGAUUGCAUCUAUUAUAUAUUUUUGUACCAGAAUGAUAAUUUAUUGGGUUUGUCAGGUUAAAAAAAAUGGAGUUCUGUAACUCUGACUGAAAUUAACAAGCAAAAACUGAAACUGUUGCACUACAUUUUUAGGCUCAGCUGACCAAAAAGAUAACCUUUAUUUUAAUAAAAUGGGGCCCAUGUGGUUAAAACACACAAAAACAUCACCAAAACAUGAUCUGGUAGAAUAUACAGGACAAGAAGUGUUCCAAUGGAGCAUUCAUUUAAACUCACUUCUGACUCUUUGGUGUGUAUGCAUUAUGUAUCUUACUGGAUGAAUUUAUUUCUGCAUGUACUGUACACUGGCAGGAUGAACAGUACUUGACUGGAAGAGACCUUUCUCUAAUUGUAUGAUGUGAACUACAUUAUUCAAAAGAACUGUAUAUGUAAAAACUGCAAAAAGACUAGACAAUCCUGUUCUUGCAUGCUUUUUUUUUUCUAAGUAACAAACUGGAAUUACAGGUUUUGUAUUAUGUGGUGUACUGAUAUUUUAAUGGACUUUAUGAAAUCAGCACUGCUGGUGCUAUGGUAUCUUUUAAAUGAGCACUGUGUACUUUAUUUCCCAAGUUCAUUCCUUACUGCAGUGCUUUUUGUGGCAUAGCGCUGUCAAAAACUAAAGACACAUGAUCUGUUGCUUUGCCUGAGUGGGGCCAUCAAUACCAUACAGUAAGUAUAAAUAGACCUCCAAUUAUUUCAUUUGAACUACUUGAAGUAUUAUGUUUAAUUAAAUAAAAUCAUCAA